AUGGGUGAAGCUGGAGCACCGAUGCAAUAUUUGCUGGAACUGUGGAAUGAGUGGGAGAUCCAAGCUGUUGUUGUUGUCAGCUUUAGUCUGCAGGUUAUCCUCUUCUUCUUUGCUGGGAUCCGCCGCUACACCGUCUCUUCUGUUCUCCGGGCGCUUCUCUGGCUGGUGUAUCUGCUUGCUGAUCUUGCUGCGGUGUAUGCCCUGGGGCACAUGUCUUCGUCGUUGACGAAGAAAUCGUCCGGUGAGCACCAGCUGGUGGCGUUCUGGGCACCGUUCCUCCUGCUGCACCUUGGCGGCCAGGACAGCAUCACCGCGUACGCCCUAGAGGAUAAUGAACUCUGGCUGCGCCACCUGCUGAAUAUGUUUGUGCAGGUUGCGGGCACCGCUUAUGUGCUCUACAAGUACAUCAUUGCAGGUGGGGCGACCUUUGUCCGUCCCGCUAUGUUGGUUCUGGCCGCCGGAGUUUUCAAGUAUGGCGAGAGGAUACGGGCACUGAAGCUUUCAAGCAAGAUGUGUUCCGAUGACGGUGCACCACCACGUAGGACUUUUCCGCGGACGAUCAAGCGGGGUUUAAGUUCACCUUUGGAAGAGAAGUCUGGGGAAGCUGGAGUGGGCUUCAAAUAUGGGGGGGAUAUGAUGCAGGGAACCUCCACCGAAAGAGACUACCGCACUGAAAGCAAACAGUUCGAAAAUUAUGCAUUUAUUGUGAUGAGAGCACACGUGUUGUGCCAUGUGUUUCUCAAGCCUUUAAUCAUGGACAGGAACGAGACGUCCAUAGUUUGGCUUCGGCAUUAUGGGAUCAACCACCUGGUAGAGGGUCAUGUACAGGGAUGUGCAUGGGAAGAGUAUCCAUCGGCAGAAGAGAAGAGGCAAAUUCUGGAGGUGUACACCUCAAUCGAGGUGGAACUCGCCGUGAUGUACAACACGCUGUACACCAAGGCACAAGUCAUCCACCACACAUGGUAUGGCUACUGCACCCGUGUCAUUUCACUUGUGUCUUGCUUUGCCGCUCUUGUGGUCUUCACAAAGAGCAAGAGAGAUGGCUACAGCACACCCGACAUUGUUAUCACUUUUGCUCUUCUGGGAGGAGCCUGCGCACUGGAGGUCGCAUCUGUUUUCAAGGCGAUUGGGUCGACCUGGACCUAUGCCAUCCUGAGAGAGCAUGGAUUGGAGUGGCUGGCCAACGCGAUCCUGUUCGCGCGGUACCACCUCAUCGUCGUCAAAGAUGGAAGGUGGUUCCAUUCUGUUGGGCAAUUCAACUUCGUAUCCUUCUGCGUUCACAGCAACAAGAGGAGCCUCUGGAAAACAAUUGCCAAGUGGAUUAGGCUCAAGGACUCUUUGAUCAAACCUCAGUGCACCAAACAUGCCAAGCUAUCACCUGCCCUGAAGGAGUAUGUAUGGGGCCUCGUCAAAGGUGAGAAGAGGCAUAUGGUAGGAAUUGAAGAUGUGGGCAUGCAGAGUGGGUACUGGGCUCGCAGCUUUAGUGGCUUCCAGCAGAGUGAACAGCUCGACUGGAGCCUGAGAUUUGAAUUUCACGAGUGCGUGCUUGUCUGGCACAUGGCCACAAGCGCCUUCCUCAAUGUACCUGCCGUCAAAUGCAAGCUACUCGUCAAGGACAAGGACAUGGCUGAAAUAGUCAAUACUCUCUCUGAUUACAUGAUGUACCUCCUUGUUGAGCACCCUGACAUUCUGCCUACCAAGGUGGCUGCUCGGAACCUAUUUCGCAGAACCUGCACCUCUUACGGUAAGGCUGCAUAUACCGAGUAUGCACCUUAUCAGGUGAUUGUGGAUUUCAGGCAAAAACUUGAUGAGAGAACAGGAAAACAAAAUGAUAGCCUGGCGCAAAGCAAAUGGUAUGCUGACCCGGGCCAAGCUAUGCUGGGGAAAGCAUGCACCCUUGCUUGCACAAUGCUCGACAUGGAGUUGGGGCUCGCGCAUAAGAUGGAUAUAUUUGGAACAGUGUGGACGAAGAUGUUGUGCUAUGUAGCAACCAAUGCAUCUAGGCAGUUCCACGCCAGACAAUUGAGCAAAGGUGGCGAGUUUCUGACCCACAUCCUGCUUCUUGUUCAAUAUUGUUCUCCUAUACUAGAUAUACCAAAUCCGUACAAAGAAGCUGAUGAAACAGAGUGGCAGCGUGAAGUUGUCCGCAGAGAGCAGGAUGUGGACAUGGAUACGGGCCAUGUGAUCAUUGAGAUCGAUGACUGA
Molecule: messenger RNA, 2205 nt
Organism: Triticum turgidum subsp. durum (durum wheat)
Lineage: Eukaryota; Viridiplantae; Streptophyta; Magnoliopsida; Poales; Poaceae
Source: the annotation of a GenBank genome assembly